This is a messenger RNA of Drosophila navojoa, 456 nucleotides long. Its product is annotated as peroxisomal multifunctional enzyme type 2. The record is from RefSeq and is a predicted model, not a curated record. NCBI's taxonomy places the organism in Eukaryota, Metazoa, Arthropoda, Insecta, Diptera, Drosophilidae. Gene Ontology annotation, cellular component: cytosol.
AGCAAAGCAAAAUUAGAAGAGAAAAAGCACAUAAAUAUCAACGAUUGCCGUUGUUUGUUCAUUAUUUGACGUUUUUCCUUUCAGGUUUCAAUAAAGCAAGCAUCAUAAUGUCGUUGCAAUCGGACGCCGUGUUCCAGAAAAUCAUCGAUGGACUGAAGGAUAAUGCUGCCAAAGCAAAGGCUGUCAAUGGAGUAUUUUUGUACAAAAUCACUAAGGACGGAAAAGUGGUCAAGGAGUGGACUCUCGACUGCAAGAGCGCCAAGGCGUACGAGGGACCUGCCCAAGGCGUCAAGGUCGACACCACACUGACGGUUUCCGACGAGGACAUGGUUGACAUUGCCCUUGGCAAACUCAAUCCCCAGGCAGCGUUCAUGAAAGGCAAGCUGAAGAUUGCCGGCAACAUCAUGUUGACCCAAAAACUGGCGCCUCUGCUGAAAACGGACGCCAAAUUGUAAA